This is a messenger RNA of Bicyclus anynana (squinting bush brown), 3190 nucleotides long. Its product is annotated as B1 protein-like. Bases 1347 to 1796 code for a protein of 149 amino acids. The transcript has 4 exons. Gene Ontology annotation, molecular function: odorant binding. The record is from RefSeq and is a predicted model, not a curated record. Gene Ontology annotation, biological process: sensory perception of smell. NCBI's taxonomy places the organism in Eukaryota, Metazoa, Arthropoda, Insecta, Lepidoptera, Nymphalidae.
CGGAUAAAUAAGCAGAUCCAAAGAUUACGCCUACAACAUCACAAACUCUACCUCUUUUAUUAUAAGUAGCCGUAGAUCACGGCUAUCACGCAUUGAUGUUGUGAAGAGCGAGGUGUUUGUUAUUGUUGCAAUAAACCAUAAUAAAGGAAGAGUGGCGAAUACUUUCGCGCUGCGCUGUGCGCUGUUCGGGCCUCAGCCGACUGUUUACUAAACAACGCGCCAUUGUGCACCCGCUCACACGUCCCCUACUACGAACCACAAUCACACGACUCGAUUCAAAUACAAACGAGUAGGCACUUCGAAAGUCAAUCUAUUAAACAGCGAAAAAGUUUGUUUUUAUGGUAGAAUAAGCGGGCCAAUCUCUGAAUUCAGUUUUUCCAAUCGAAAAAAAUAUUCAUCCCCACUUUACAUGUAGGGGAAGUACUUAUCCUAUAAAAUUACAGCUUUCUAGUAGUAAUCGUUUUUGAGCUGAAUUGCGGACGGACAGAGGGACAUGGCAAAAAAAAAGGAUACCUUGUUAACUACGGAACCCCAAAAACAAUUGAUGAAAACAAAACGGUUUACUGCUACUCACCGCUCACCGCCUGUUUAUCGCAAUAAUUACCGCAUUAAACUGCCGAUGUUGUAAUUCAAAUUCAAAAAAAUUCAAAAUUCAUUUAUUUCAAGUAGGCUCAGUUUACAAGCACUUUUGACACGUCAGUUGACUAUUUGUAAAGAUUCUACCACCGGUUCGGAAGGCAGGUUCUGCUGAGAAGAUACCGGCAAGAAACUCAACAGUUGCUCUUUUGAAAAAAGUCAUACAGUAUUACAAUUUACAUUUGAUAACAAUUAAAUUACAAUUUCUUAUAGUUUUAUUUCCUGUGUGAAGGUGGAAGCUGAUCCAAUGGCCUCCAAGCACCUUUGUCGUUAAGGAACUCAUCAAUAGUGUAGUAACCUCGACUAAGUAAAUGUUUUUUAACACAUUGCUUAAAGUUGUAAUGUAGUUACUAGCAUUUAUAGCCAUCAUGUACUUUAAAGAUUGACAUUGUUUUUACUGUCUACACUAGUUAAUGCUUGUGUAUAUCAGUUUUCUACAAACACCUACUACAAUUAAUUUGCUUGAUAAUAAUCUUUUGACCAACCAAACGAAUAAACAUUUUUCAGCGGUCUCACAAAAAAAAAUCGUAAAAGAACUCGAAACGAACUCGAACAAUACAUUGGUAGUGGUGCUGGGAACAGGUGAAUAUGGACAGCAUAAAUUACGACGACGAGGAGAAGACGCGCGAGUGUGAGUGCGGACGCUGCUUUGAUUUGCGCUGGUUACUGUGUUGCUUCACCUGCCACUGCAAGUGCACGACGAAAGGAUUAUGACCGUGAUGCUGCCUGUGAUGCUGCUUGCGUUAUUCGCCGCCAGUCAGGCGGCCCCAGAAUGUAAAAACUGCGUGAUGCUGGGCAAGGACGAGAAGGCGAUGUUCCGCGCGCACUCGGACGCGUGCCUCGCCGCGUCGGGCGCGCCGCGCGACGCCGUGCUGCGGCUGCUGCGCGGCGAGCCGCUCGACGAGCCCGCGCUGCGCCGCCACGUGUACUGCGUGCUGCGGCGCUGCAAGCUGAUCGGCAAGGACGGCAAGCUGCAGAAGGCUGCCGUCAUGGGGAAGCUGGCGCGCGCUGAUGCCAGGAAUGCUACCAAGGUGUUGGAGAGCUGUGGCCAGCAAGGCGACAAGCCCGAAGACCUGGCGUGGAGUCUGUUCCGCUGCGGCCUGGACCGGAAGGCGAUGCUGCUGCAUCACCUGCCCAAUGAUACUGACGACGACAUGUAGCACCGGCGGCAUCUGGGCGCCUGCAGCUUGCAGUCAGGGGUGACGCCUUCAGUUCUGACUUAUCCACUACCUCCAUAUAGAAAGAUCCUCAACUUUAGUGAUAACGUCCCCUUAUGGGCUUUUGAUACUUCCAGGCAGAGUGGGCAAAAUAAGGUUGAGAACCUAUGAUAUAGACAGCAGCGGCGAAGAGUCCAUACAGGCCGAUUCCCGCUGGGUUACCUUUUAAAAACCCAUACAUAACAUUCAUUAUUGUAAUGAAUAUGUAUGGAUGUAUGAGAAACCAGAGUUUGUAUCAAGCGGGAUGAAUUUCCUUUUUUUUUACCUUCGGCGACUUACCUUCGUCAAAAUUCCAUCCCUCGCCUCUGAUAGACAGGCACCUGAAAAACAUAUUAACUGUAUGCAGUACCAGCAAUAGAGAAUUGUUUUUAUGUUUGUACGCACAAGAAAAAAAAAAUUCAUGACAUGAGACUGUUAAUCAAUGAGGCAAUUAUAUCAGCGCGUUAUCAACUGAGUCGAUAUUUUGUUUUUUAGUGAGUUUUAUUUACUUUAGCAGCAUUGUGGUGUUCAGUCCUUAAUCCUGUAAGUGCGGAGGCUGGCUUUGUAGUUUGUACUGACUAGGCUAUAGGUGUAUAGUAGUCCCGACAACUCACUUGAUAACGCACUUAUUAUAAGACUAUUUACUACUACAUAAUUGUUUUUUUUUGUAAGUAAUAUAAAUGAAUAGGUAAAUAAGUAGGUAGAGCAUUUGGUAUUUAACAAUAUUAUUUUGAAAUAUAUUGUAUAGAUAUAGGUCGCACAAAAAUUUUAAUCCGCACUGAUAUUGCAACACGCCGAACUUCACAGCUAUCAUUAUCCUGGCCAGUGGCGUGCAUAAGGUUGUCGUUCAGGGUAUGCACUAGUAAGAAAGUUAAGCUAACUGGAAAAACAUUUAUAUAAUAAGCAUUAAGAAGUCAACUAUUAGGGCAGUACUUUAAUGCAUGUAUGAAGUGCACGCCACUGAUCCCGGCUGGGUUAGUUUUCGCUUAUUGCGCAACUACAUGCCUCGUGUUCAAAGCGGACUUGUAGUCUGGCGCGACCUAUACCUACUCUGUUUUAGAUAGAAUUACCUAUCUCUCUAAAUGUAUGCCCCGCCUACAGCGCAAGUGCCCACUUUGACCUCCUUUCAUACACUACAAAACUAAACCUCCUAAAUCCAUCCCUCAGAGCAGUCCUCAUGAUAUCGUCUUAUCAAAGUGAUAAUGUGACUCGAACUGAACUGAACGUGUCAUCCCCUUAUUGUAAACGUGUAUAUUAUAAGUUACCGAUGUAUUGGAAUAUAUUUAAUUGUAGUAUUCUUGAUACUUUGUUUAUUUAUUUUAUACUAAAUGUAUUUUUCUUCAAUAAAGUUUAUUAAA